Centrocercus urophasianus (Greater sage-grouse) is the source of this 4927-nucleotide messenger RNA. RefSeq names its product neurotrypsin-like. Lineage: Eukaryota; Metazoa; Chordata; Aves; Galliformes; Phasianidae. The record is from RefSeq and is a predicted model, not a curated record. The coding region runs from base 1658 to 4165 and encodes 835 amino acids. Gene Ontology annotation, molecular function: serine-type endopeptidase activity. Gene Ontology annotation, cellular component: membrane. The transcript has 17 exons. Gene Ontology annotation, biological process: proteolysis.
GACACUGAGCCAACUUAAAAUUGAUAAUAAUUUAAUGACUCGUACCCCUGCAUGUAUGUAUACACAACUUGGUUCCUCUUGACAUUUUUAAAAUUCUUGUUCAUGUGCAAGAAGGCUGUGGAAUGAGGAAGAAGUUUCCAGCAAAAUACUUUGAUAAUGCACAGUGCAUUGGGAAGGGUUUUAAACCCCCUGAUUUGCAGGUGAGAAGAGUGUGGUGUCAUGGCAGAUAAUUAGGUUGCCUGCACAAAGAUAAAAUGAUGCAAGACUGUUGUUUGGCAUGGGUGAAUCAGAUUCUACAGCAGAAUGUUCCAUUGUUUCAGUUAAACAAACAAAAAAAAAAAGGUGGGAAGAAAGUUCAAGAAAGUAGUGGUACUGAAACUGUGUGAUGAACAGUUAGUUUUGAUUUGUUAACUUUCAGUAGAGUACCACAGAACUGCAGGUAGGUUCCAGUUUUAGGACCAGUACCUAACUGGUUAAAAUAUAUAGCAAGAAAAGUGCAGUUCUGCAGAGAACUAAUAAUAUAUAUGUCACUAAGUCUUUGGAGCAUAAAGACAAAGCAAAGAUCAAGAUAAAAGUGGUACUUGCAGACUGUGACUGUGUAAGAUUGUAUAGUUUAUUUAAAGGCUCAUUGAUGAGUUAUCCCACAAGGUAACUUAUUCUAUUGUUGCUGUUGUGGCAUGAAGGAGUCCUUCAGAGAUGGGAGCUGGGAUGAGUAAGAAUAUUCUGUUUGCACCUGAGUUUGGGAACACGCUUCUGUAUGUAACAUUUUGCAUUUCCAAAUCAAAAGAUGCCCUCUGUGGGCACCUUUGCUUAUUCUUUAUUUCUGAAAGAGGUGAGCUAAGCUGGGAGUAAGGAAUUUCUUUUAGAAGUAUUUCUUUUAGAAGUACUCAAGCUGCACUUUUGGUUGGGAAUCCCAUGCUGUAACCAAAAAGGCCUCCCAGUACUGAUUGUCUUUGGCAAUUUGAGUUGGUGCAGUUUCCUCAUCUCACGUUAAGCUUAUGUCGUGUUCCAUGAUGUAAUUUAUACUGGGGGGUCAUUCCAUUACUAGUUCGUAUAUAGAUGGCAAUGUCCUUUGUGAGUUCAGGGCUUUUGCCACUCCACAGUACUGUUGUUGGGGCAGAAAAGAAGGCUGGGUUCUGUUUCUGCUGGUGUUGAGCUCACGGUAUAAGAACAUUGCUGCAGAGAUCUAUGUGUGACUGCAUGAUGGGGAAAGAAUUACACAAAGCGGACUAGAUGUUCUACUCUCCUAAGCAGGAUUUAUAGGAUUUAAGCAAAUCUGCUGGAAUUCCUUGAUCUUGUUCAUGCACCUUAUAGCUUGAGUGUUUUACCAGCACUGUGUGUGAUUGCUGUUAACUACCUUUCUUCUUAGGCUUUCGCUGAAGACCUUUUAUGGAGGAAGCACUGAUUUUUCUGUAUUUUCCUGAACUUCAGACUUCAAUGUAUCUACCUAAGGAAAUGAAAGAGGCAUCCCUCUCCCUCCAAGUGGCAAGCACCCAGCUCUCUGGGAAAUUGAGCUGGAGAGUGAGAAGAGGAGGCAGCAGCUGAGCCCAGCGGCAGAAUGAGACUGUGAAGCUUGAAGCUGCUGCCCACUUCAUACAGGAAGGAUGAAGAUCCCCAGAGUACUUAGGCUGUUGGUAGAGCUCUCGAGUCUGUUACCAUGUCUCAGAUGCAGGGAGGCUCUCCUGGGAUCCCAGCCCAGCCAAAACCAUUUGCAGAGUGCAGAUUUUUGUAUAGACACUGGCCUGGAACACUGGCAUCUGUGCUCUACCUUGAAACCGGUUGCCUUUCCUUUCCUAAGGAAAGAAAAGUUCAGACAGCGUCCAGUGGGUGCGGCAUCGGACCUCUUGGGUACUACAAUGGCUCGUUGGCUGUCACUGAGGCUGGGGCAGAGUGCCUGAACUGGGCAGAGUUCCCUGAUUAUGUUCAGCAGUACCCAGACCGUGGCUUAGGGAACCACAACCACUGCAGAAACCCAGAUGGGGGAACUACACCCUGGUGCUUCUUCCGACUUGCAUCAGGGGCCAUCAGCUGGGCUAACUGUGACUGUAACCAAGGUGCUGUGCGGUUGGCUGAAGAUAGUAGUGUGGAGCUGUACUUUGGUGGACUCUGGGGUACCAUCUGUGCUGACCUCUGGACUGACUGGGAUGCCAGUGUUGUCUGCAGGCAGCUAGGUCUCAGUGAGAUUGGCACAGCUGGGAAGAAGAAUCGUCCUGGACUGUGGCCUAUUCCCCUGCACCUGCAGUCAGCAAACUGCCAUGGGGAUGAGAAAACCCUCUUGCAGUGUGGCUAUCAGGAAGCUGUGUCAGGAACUUGUAACCAGGGAAGCGCCAUGGUAACAUGUGUCCCUCCAGAAGGUGUAGGUGCUCCAUUGCGUUUAGUUGGGGGAAAGGAGAGCUUUGAAGGACGGGUGGAGGUAUACCAUGAUGGCAAGUGGGGUACCAUCUGUGAUGACCAAUGGGAUGACCGUGAUGCUGAAGUAGUUUGUAGGCAGCUGGGACUCAGUGGGAACCCGAAAGCCUUGUCGUGGGCUCACUAUGGUCAGGGAUCUGGCCCCAUCCUGCUAGAUGAAGUGGAGUGCUCAGGCAAUGAACUCUCACUCGACCAAUGCAAGAAGAGUGACUGGGGACAACAAAACUGUGACCAUAUUGAAGAUGCUGGUGUCUCUUGUGACCCUUUCACAGAGGGCACUGUAAGGCUGACUGGUGGUCGCAGCCCCAGCGAAGGCAGGGUAGAAGUUUAUUACAAUGGAGACUGGGGCACAGUAUGUGAUGAUGGCUGGACAGAUCUCAGUGCCCAGGUGGUCUGCAGGCAGCUGGGCUUCAGUGGGCCUGCUACCCUGGCCUCUGAAGCAGACUAUGCUGCUGGCCAAGGCUUUAUCUUGCUGGAUGAUGUGGCUUGUGUGGGCACGGAGCUCUCCCUCCUGGACUGUCCCCAUAGCAACUGGGGGCAGCACGACUGCUCACACGCUGAGGACGUGGGAGUCCACUGUUCCCCUGAGAGCAACACAGUCACUGGCAGCCUCGGACCUCCUGUGCGGCUGGUGGAUGGAGAAAGCACCAAGGAGGGACGGGUUGAAGUAUUCCUGAAUGGGCAGUGGGGCAGCAUCUGUGAUGAUGGCUGGACAGACAGAGAUGCUACAGUAGUUUGCAGGCAACUGGGCUUCAGUGGUGCAGCAAAAGCCAGGGCAAUGGCUUAUUUUGGUGAAGGCCAAGGGCCCAUCCAUCUGGACAGUAUAGAAUGUAGAGGCACAGAGCACGCUCUGGGGCAAUGUGUCAGACCUGACACUGGGAUUCACAGUUGCUGGCACGGUGAAGAUGCUGGUGUGAUUUGUGACUAUGUGGAAGAGAAGGUCCAGGAUAUCAGGAGAACAGGUCCAGAGUCCAGUGUGUGUGGCAUGCGCCUACUUCAUCGUCGCAAGAAAAGGAUCAUAGGUGGAAACAAGUCUCUCAGAGGUGGUUGGCCAUGGCAGGCCUCACUACGGUUGAAGGGUUUCCAGAGAGAUACCCGUCUGCUCUGUGGGGCAACAGUGAUCAGCAGUUGCUGGGUAGUGACUGCAGCCCACUGCUUCAAAAGGUUUGGUGUUGAUGUGCGACGCUACCUGCUGCGGGUGGGUGACUACCACACAGCUGUGAAGGAUGAGUUUGAGAGAGAGCUGCCUGUGGAGCGGAUUGUCCUCCACAGGAACUACUGGGCUGGCAGCAACGAUAAUGACAUUGCCCUGGUCCGAAUGCGAGGCAGAGAGGGGCAUUGUCUCUCCUUCAACAGCCACGUUCUGCCUAUCUGCCUUCCUGAUAAGAAAGAGAAGUCUGACAUAAACAGGCAAGCCUGCAUCAUCUCUGGUUGGGGAGACACAGGGAAAUCUUAUUCAAGAACACUACUGCAGGGGGUGGUGCCUCUUCUGCCACGGGAAGACUGUGAGGUCCGUUAUGGGCAGAAGUUCACGAACCGCAUGAUUUGCGCUGGGAACCUCUCUGAAGAUAAACGAGUGGACAGCUGCCAGGGUGACAGCGGAGGGCCACUCAUGUGUCAGAAGUCAAAUGGACGCUGGAUCAUUUUGGGAAUCACUUCCUGGGGUUACGGGUGUGGUCGGAAGGAUUCCCCUGGUGUGUACACAAAGGUCAGCAGAUACGUACCCUGGAUCAAGAAAGUGACCAAGCUAAAAUGAAGAUGUCUGAGCCCCAGGAACUUCAACUUGUCCUUCUCCCUGCAGCAGCUGAAAGCUGUGGCUUCUGGCCUGGGAGUGGUGGAAAUGUAUGUUUUCUUUUGGACACUGGGAAAGUAAUUUAACAUAGAACUGGGAGAAAAACAGCUGUGGUUGAUUCUUUGGUCUCACUUUAGUUCUUAAUCUCUGAGCAGACAAAGCAAGUGCACACUGGUAGGACAAAUUAGCCUGUGUUGCUCUGACAACAAGUUUGAGUCCUGUAAUGCAAUCAGUGCUUCUUUCUUUGGCCCCAACACACGGAAAUGGUAGAAAUGAAGAUAUACCUGUCUCUGUAAAUCUGUUCACCAGUUUUUGUAUGUUCACACACUUGAAAAUCACUGCAAAGACAGGUGAGAUGCUUGUAAGUUGCUGCAAGCUCUGGCAUACUUUUUCAUAACAUGUCUCUCUUCCAUUCCAGAAAUGAGAAGAUUUGACCUGAGCUGAGGAGCAGGCUAACAAUUGGCCUUUUUUUUCCCCUGAUAUGUCUCUAGGGGGAACCUUUUCUCUUCUGAAUAUUAGAUUCUAAAAAUGUCUGUCCCUGCUAAGAGGUGCUUGUCCUUCCAGCUGUAAUCCUUGUGCCACACAUUUCUGGUCAGAUGCUACGGCUUUAUUGCUGCUUUCUCAAAAUUGUGGUUCUUCUGUGGUUUGUUUUUUGUUUCUCCAUAAAGCAGCAUCUCCUGGAAUCAAUUGUUUGUGUGAGAGUAAAUCUUUGUUUUUAAGAGACAA